Messenger RNA from Coffea eugenioides, 1644 nucleotides. RefSeq lists its product as uncharacterized. The transcript has a single exon. Gene Ontology annotation, molecular function: DNA helicase activity. The coding region runs from base 1 to 1644 and encodes 547 amino acids. NCBI's taxonomy places the organism in Eukaryota, Viridiplantae, Streptophyta, Magnoliopsida, Gentianales, Rubiaceae. The record is from RefSeq and is a predicted model, not a curated record. Gene Ontology annotation, biological process: telomere maintenance; DNA repair.
AUGCAUCCUUCAGUUCUCAAUUUACAGCUACACUUACAGAAUUAUCAAUCCAUGAGUUUCAAGGAUGAUGAGGAUAUCAGGGAUGUACUGAAAAAUCAGUUGAAGAAAAGGACCAUGUUAACAGAGUUUUUCUAUAUGAAUGCAACUGAUGACUUAGCAAAAGCCUUAAAAUGCACAUAUAAGGAGUUCCCUGAACAUUUCGUUUGGCAUCCAGAUAAGAGGUACUGGUCAGCGAGGAAACAAAAAAACUGUAUUAGAAGAAUUGUUGCAGCAAAUCCAAAUGAAGGGGAGUGUUAUUUUCUGUGGCUGCUUUUAGUCAGCGUUAAGGGACCAACUUCAUUUGAUGAUCUCAAAAUCAUAGAUGGUAAAUAUGCAGCAAGCUUUCAGGAAGCAGCAACACUGAGUGGAUAUUUUGAAUCAAAUAACGCACAGGAACAAUGCCUCCAAGAAGCAGCAUUAUAUCAUAUGUCACACACUUUCAGGAGACUUUUUGCUACAUUAUUAGUACAUUUCCCACCAGUAAAUCCUAGACAGCUUUGGCAAAAUUUCGAGACAUCCUUAUCCGAAGAUUUUUAUCACCAAUUUGAUGCACAACCUGAUCAGAUAAGAAUACAAGUGUUUCAUGAAAUAAGUAAAUUCUUACAAUCAAUGGGCAAGAAUAUCAAUAGCUACAACUUAGUUCCACGAAUUCUGAGGUUUGACCAAGCAGACAGAGAAACAAGAGAUACUAUCAGUGAAACUCAGAUUGCAGUAUCAGACGAAGAUAUAGCGUCCAUUAGUCGACUAAAUAUGGAGCAAAAACUUGCAUUUGACAUAAUUACAGCUCAUGUAUACAAUGAUCACAAAGGAUUAUUCUUCUUAGAUGGACUAGGAGGAAUCGGCAAGACAUUCUUAUAUAAAGCUUUACUGGCUGAUAUCAUAUCAAAAGGUUUUAUAGCAUUGGCUAUAGCAUCAAGUGGAGUUGCAGCAUCAAUACUUCCUGGAGGGCGAACAGCGCAUUCACGCUUCAAAAUACCAAUCAAUAUGGAUAGCAGCAAGAUGUGUACUGUUAGCAAACAAAGUACAUUAGCAGCAUUACUUCGACAAGUGAAGCUGAUCAUUUGGUAUGAAGCUCCAACAAUACACAAAACAGGAAUCGAAUGCGAGGACAAACUAUUGAGAGACUUGACAGACACAGAUGAUCUUUUUGGAGGCAAAGUCAUAGUUUUUGGGGAUGAUUUUCGUCAGGUACUUCCAGUCAUAACAAAAGGAACAAAGGCUGACUUCAUGCAAGCAAGUCUUAUAAAUUCCUAUAUUUGGCCUCAUUUACAGAAACUUAGACUUAAACAAAAUAUGAGAGCUCUUGUUGAUCCACACUUUACUGAUUAUCUUUUUCGUAUAGGAGAUAGAACAGAAUGUUUUGUCCACAACAACAAAAUUCAGAUUCCUAAAGACUUACUCGUGCCAUGCAGUACUGAAGAGCAAUCACUCAACAAAUUAAUUCAUGCAGUAUUUCUAGACUUGAAGAGCUGCUCACACGAAGAUUAUUCAUGGACAAACCGAGCUAUUCUAACAGCUAAAAACGACUUUGUCGAUGACAUAAACAAUGCAUUGAUAGAAGAAUUUUCAGGCAGUACUUUUGAAUACAUUAGCGGGAUAAAAUAG